GGAAAAUAAAAAGGAUUUCAUUCCCAACUGGAAUUUUUUCCUUGGAAAAUUUGCCUCAGGUGCAGCAGGGAGCUGAGCAAAGCUUGGAGCUCUCAGGUGAGUCAGGAAUCACAGGACUGGAGACAAAUCCAGGUAUAAAAACCUCGGGAAGUGACGGCUCCGCCUGUGCUGCCCUGCCAGGCCUUGGAUUCAUUUCUUAAUCGAUACAAAUCCUGGAAUUUUUAAGGAAUUUUCAUUUUGGGAACAGCCUCUGUUGUGUUUUCCUUUAGCUUCAAGGUUUUGUUUUAAAAACUUGGAAGAGAAAAAAAAACUGAGGGAAAAAAUUCCUCCCUGAGGGGAAAAAAUGCUCCUGGAGAAUUCCAUGGAUCCAAAUCCAGUGUCUCCUGCUGGAUCGAAGAGCAUUUCCCUGGGAGAGGAGGCCGGGAAGAACGAGCUGAUGAACGAGGACAUCCGGAUCCAUUCCUGGCCUUGCUCCUACUACCUGGACACCAGCAAACAAUGGAUCCCUGGGAAGCUCUCCCUGACUCCCGUUUCCAUCAAAUUCACGGCUGACAAAACCGGGGAGCUCCUGGUGGAUUUCCACCUUUCCGGGAUCAGCGAGAUCAAGAAGGAAUCUUCCCAUUUAAUCUUCAGCUCCCUCACCAUCCUGGAGAAGGGCACCAAGCACUGGUUCAGCUCCCUGCAUCCCAACAGGAAUGUGGUGUUCAACAUCCUGGAGCAUUUCUGGAGGGAGCAGCUGGUGUCCAGCCAGGAGGCCGGAGCGGGAGCGGCCCUGGAAUCCAGCAAGGGCAAGGAAUUGACGGGAAUGUUGGAGGGAUCCCAGAAACGCCUGGAGGACACGGCCAAGGUGCUGCAUUCCCAGGGGGAGCAGUUCGACAACAUCAUGAGGGGACUCCACAAGAUCGAGGGGGACAUGGAUGUGGCCGACAGGCUGUUGACAGAGCUGGAAUCUCCUUCCUGGUGGCCCUUCAGCACCAAACUCUGGAAAACCCCUCUGGAAUCGAAGCCCAAGGAAACCCCCGCAGCUCCCGAUCCCAAACCGCAGGAAGGAAUCCUGCUGCGAAUUCCCGUGAUUAUCACCCACAGGACAGACUCCAACGCCAAACCGGGAAAACUCACUCUGCUUCCCUCCGGCCUGGAAAUCAAGGAUUGCAAUUCCCAGCUGCUGCACCGCUUCGAAUCCCGGGAGGUGGAUGAUAUCCGCGUGCACACUCCCUACGAGAUCAGCAUCCGGCAGCGGUUCAUCGGCAAACCCGACACUUCCUACCGGCUCCUGGCGGCGCGGAUGCCCGAGGCCAUUCCCAUCCUGGAGAUGCAGUUCAGCAAGAAAAUCCAGUUUUUGGAGGAUGCUCUAGGAUUUGCCGGAGCCGGGAAAUCUCCUCAGGCGGAUUUGGGCACGUCCAUCUGGCAGGCAGCCACGGGAUUCCUGGGUGCCGCGGUGAAUCCCGGAUUGCCGGCGGGGAGCGCCGAAGGGACGGACAAGGAGCAGGUGCAGCUGCAGAAAAUAUCCCAGGAGGAAGCCAAGGAGCUCCGACAGAUCCUGAAGAAGCUGAAGGGGUUGGCGCUGGAGACGGAGGCGGAGCUGGAAAGGCAGGACGAGGCCCUGGAUUCCAUCAGCAGCUCCGUGGAUCGUGCCACGCUCACCAUCGACCGGCAGAACCGCAGGAUGAGGAAGCUGACCUAACCUCCCGGCGGGAAUGGGAACGCCGGCAAGAGCAGGAGGGUGGGGGAGCCGGGAGUUUCAGGACUGGAUUUUCCAGAGACACCUUGGGAGGGGUUUGGAAUGAGGUUUGGAAAAUGGCGCUGCUGGAGGUGAGUUCCUGAGAGGAUUGAAGCAGUUCCUGGACUUGGAUGAUGGUUGGAUCUUGGAUCAUGAUUGGAUCUUGGAGGAUGUUCGGAUCUUGGAUGGUUGGAUCUUGGAUCAUGAUUGGAUCUUGGAGGAUGUUAGGAUCUUGGAUGGUUGUAUCUUGGAUCAUGGCUUGGAGGAUGAUUGGAUCUUGGAUGGUUGGGUCUUGGAUCAUGAUUGGAUCUUGGAGGGUGUUUGGAUUUUGGAUGAGUUUUGCAUGUUGGAUGAUGGCUGGAUCUUGGAGGAGGUUUGGAUCUUGGAUGGCAGUUGGAUUUUGGAUGAGGUUUGGAUGUUGGAUGAUGGUUGGAUCUUAGAUGAGGAUUGGACCUUGGGUAAUGUUUGCGUCUUGGAUGUGGGUUGGAUCUUGGAUCAUGAUUGGAUCUUGGAUCAUGAUUGGAUCUUGGAGGAUGUUUGGAUCUUAGAUGAUAGAUAAUGAUGGAUAAUGUUUGGAUUUUGGAUGAGGUUUACAUGUUGGAUGAUGGCUGGAUCUUAGAGUUUGGAUCUUGGAUCACGUUUGGAUCUUGGACAGUGUUUGGAUUUUGGAUAAGGAUUGGACCUUGGGUAGCGUUUGGAUCUUGGGUCGUGUUUGGAUCUUGGACAGUGGUUGGAUCUUGGAUCAUGGUUGGAUCUUGGAUCAUGUUUGGAUCUUGGGUGGUUGGAUCUUGGAUGAGGGUUGGACCUUGGAUAAUGUUUGGGUUUUGGAUGAGGUUUGCAUGUUGGAUGAUUGUUGGACCUUGGAUCACGUUUGGAUCUUGGAUGAGGGUUGGAUCUUGGAUCGUGGUUGGAUCAUGAAUGAUGGUUGGAUCUUGGAUCAAGUUUGGAUCUUGGAUCAUGGUUGGAUCAUGAAUGAUGGUUGGAUCUUGGAUCAAGUUUGGAUCUUGGAUCGUGGUUGCAUCUUGGAUGAGGUUUAGAUCGUGGAUGAGGUUUGGAAGCUUUUUUUGGAUGGAAAGAUCCAAAUUCCAAUUGGGAUGAAACAGAACUUGUGGAUUCUUCACUGCCAAACCUUGUAAAUAGGAAAGGGUGUGACAAAACCUGACUUAAUAAUUAAUUCAUUCAUUCAUUAAUGUGCUUUUUCAUUUUGCUGCUUUCCAGCCCAUGAAUUCCCUCUCCAGCUCUUUCCCUAAAAUCCUUUGGAGCCAAUCCUGAUUUUUUUUGUUUAUUUGCACUCAGUGGUGAUGAAACAUUUCAAGGCUUUUCCAGAAUUCCUUAAAAAAAGGGAAUAUUUUCAAUUAAAGUCUGAAGUUUACACUUGGCUCCGUUGAGAGCAGAGAUUCCUAAAUUAUUGAUAUUCCAUAGGAAAAAUUCCCAUUUCAUCAAUCCCUACCUUUUCCAGCUAUUUUACCUCCAAGGAGCCGUUGUUAAAUAUAUUUUUAAAAUUAUUUUUUAAAUUUUAAUUUAAGUAUUUUUGGUGUUGCUUUCAAACCCAACACUUUCAGUGCAAUAUUUUGAAACAGUGAAGCUUCAAAUCCUUGGAUUCCAUGGGAAUUUUUCCCAUUUUUUUGGAAUCCAGCCUAAUUUUGGGAGAAAAAGACACCGAACCAUGUCGAGGGGUGUUGUUUGCAAGGUUUGUAUUUCUUCAGCUUAGUUAGGACUGGAGUAAAAUUUAUUCCAAGUUUUUCCUGGCAUGCACUUUAUUGGAAAAUCCAGUGAUAAUUCCAUAUCCAUCAAUUAUUUCCAGGGAAUAAAAUCCCCUCGGAGCUUCUCCUGUUGUUUCCCGCCCCCAAAUCGCUACAGGUUUGCUGAGAGAGGAAAAGGCACUUCCCACACCUCAUUUUUCCAUGGAUUUCACACCAAAUCCAUGUUUGUUGAGGCUGGGAUGGGAACUGGGCGUGGGAUGAGUUCCAACCCAGAAUUCCCAAAAAGAAAUCUUUCGGAUUUGAGCAGUUUUGGGGUGUUCUUUGUGCCAUAUUUUUUAUUGUUGUGGGGUUUUAGCACCGACUCCGUAUUUUGUGGGUUGUGUUGAGUCCAACAUACCCCAAAAAACUUGGAAUAUUCCUUGGAAAACCCAUCCUGGAUCUGUACAUUGACUGAAUUCCAUGUGCCAGAAGGAUUUUCCACCUGUAAUUCCUUCUUAUUAAAUCUCUUGGAAUUGUGA
Taeniopygia guttata (zebra finch) is the source of this 3941-nucleotide messenger RNA. RefSeq names its product synaptosome associated protein 47 (gene SNAP47). Gene Ontology annotation, cellular component: SNARE complex; plasma membrane. Gene Ontology annotation, molecular function: syntaxin binding; SNAP receptor activity. Gene Ontology annotation, biological process: synaptic vesicle fusion to presynaptic active zone membrane; synaptic vesicle priming; exocytosis. The record is from RefSeq and is a predicted model, not a curated record. NCBI's taxonomy places the organism in Eukaryota, Metazoa, Chordata, Aves, Passeriformes, Estrildidae.